GUACUUUUAUUUUUUAAUUAGUCAUUUGGAAGGAGAGAAAUUGAUAGAGAAAGAGAGAGAAAAUAGAGAGAGAGAGAAGAAUGGGGUAGAUGGGAGCUACUACAGAGAAAGGAAAAGGUGGUGUGGCAGGGGCAGGUACCACGUGCAGGACUCAUUAAAGCCGUUAAAAAUUUAAAGAACCACAGCCCUCUUCUCCCAAGCUCAAAUUCACACCUACCCUUUCUGCGAUUUCCUUUAAACACUUAAUAAACUCUCUCUCUCUCUCUCUCUCUCUCUCUCCCCCAAGUGGCGGUCUCUGUGUAUGAUCACAUUCGCUGCGCAUUUACAAACCAAACCCAACACAUUGUUUUUUUGGCUACUGUGUUUUUUUCUCAUUCAACAAUUUAUACUGUUUCCUGAUUCGUAAUGAUUGAUACUCAGAUAUCAAUUUUGAUCAAGGCUUUUUGAAGAUUUCACUUCCCCUUUUUUAUCCUCUUCCUCAAGGUAAACUUGUGGUGGUGCAGCAUGUCAGAAGCCCAAAGGAUUUCAGCAAUGGGUAGCUUUGGGCGUGGAAAUGGGUAUGCAAACGGAGUAGUUCCAAUCAGGCAUCCUGCUACUAUAUUUGAAGUAGAUGAAUUCUGCCAUGCCCUUGGAGGGAAGAAGCCAAUCCAUAGUAUUUUGAUUGCAAACAAUGGAAUGGCAGCUGUCAAGUUUAUACGCAGUGUGAGGACAUGGGCCUAUGAAACAUUUGGGACGGAGAAAGCAAUCUUGUUGGUGGCCAUGGCUACACCAGAGGAUAUGAGAAUCAAUGCUGAACAUAUUAGAAUUGCUGAUCAGUUUGUGGAAGUUCCUGGUGGAACCAACAACAAUAACUAUGCAAACGUACAGCUCAUUGUAGAGAUGGCAGAGAUAACACAUGUUGAUGCAGUUUGGCCUGGUUGGGGCCAUGCAUCUGAGAACCCUGAGUUGCCAGAUGCAUUGAAUGCCAAAGGGAUUGUAUUUCUGGGCCCACCAGCUAUAUCUAUGGCAGCAUUAGGAGAUAAAAUUGGUUCAUCGUUAAUUGCUCAAGCAGCAGAAGUGCCCACCCUUCCAUGGAGUGGUUCACAUGUUAAAAUUCCUCCAGAGAGUUGCUUGGUUACCAUCCCAGAUGAUAUAUAUAGGGAAGCAUGUGUUUAUACAACAGAGGAAGCAAUUGCUAGUUGUCAAGUUGUUGGUUACCCAGCAAUGAUCAAGGCUUCAUGGGGUGGUGGUGGUAAAGGCAUAAGAAAGGUACAUAAUGAUGAUGAAGUUAGGGCAUUGUUCAAGCAAGUUCAGGGUGAAGUUCCGGGUUCUCCAAUAUUUAUAAUGAAGGUCGCAUCCCAGAGCCGACACUUAGAAGUCCAGUUACUGUGUGAUCAGUAUGGUAAUGUUGCAGCUUUGCAUAGCCGUGAUUGUAGUAUUCAAAGGCGACACCAGAAGAUUAUUGAGGAGGGUCCAAUAACUGUUGCUCCUCUAGAGACGGUAAAAUUGUUAGAGCAGGCAGCUCGAAGGUUGGCUAAAUGUGUUAAUUAUGUUGGAGCUGCUACUGUUGAAUAUUUGUACAGUAUGGAAACUGGAGAGUACUAUUUCUUAGAGCUCAACCCUCGGUUACAGGUAGAGCAUCCUGUGACUGAGUGGAUUGCUGAAAUAAAUCUUCCGGCAGCCCAAGUUGUGGUUGGGAUGGGCAUCCCUCUUUGGCAAAUUCCUGAGAUAAGACGGUUUUAUGGAAUUGAACAUGGUGGUGGAUAUGAUGCUUGGCGAAAGAUGUCAGCUGUUGCCACCCCAUUUGAUUUUGAUAAGGCAGAAUCCACAAGGCCGAAAGGUCAUUGUGUUGCUGUUCGUGUUACAAGUGAGGACCCUGAUGAUGGCUUUAAGCCUACUAGUGGGAAAGUACAGGAGUUGAGUUUUAAGAGCAAGCCAAAUGUUUGGGCAUACUUCUCUGUUAAGUCUGGAGGAGGAAUUCAUGAAUUCUCAGAUUCUCAGUUUGGACAUGUUUUUGCAUUUGGCGAGUCCAGGGCUCUAGCUAUUGCAAAUAUGGUUCUCGGGCUGAAGGAAAUUCAAAUUCGGGGAGAAAUUCGUACAAAUGUGGAUUACACAAUUGAUCUUUUACAUGCUGCAGACUACAGAGAAAAUAAAAUUCAUACAGGCUGGUUGGAUAGUAGAAUAGCUAUGCGAGUACGAGCAGAAAGACCCCCUUGGUAUCUCUCUGUAGUUGGAGGGGCACUCUUCAAAGCAUCUGCUAGCAGUGCAGCAAUGGUUUCAGAUUAUGUGGGAUAUCUUGAAAAGGGGCAAAUACCACCUAAGCAUAUAUCUCUUGUUCACUCACAAGUGUCCUUGAACAUUGAAGGGAGCAAAUACACGAUUGACAUGGUAAGGGGUGGACCAGGAAGCUAUAGAUUGAGGAUGAAUCAAUCAGAGAUUGAAGCAGAGAUACAUACCUUACGUGAUGGAGGUUUAUUGAUGCAGUUGGAUGGAAACAGUCAUGUCAUAUAUGCAGAGGAAGAAGCAGCUGGAACUCGCCUUCUCAUUGAUGGAAGGACUUGCUUGCUUCAGAAUGAUCAUGAUCCAUCUAAGCUAGUAGCGGAGACACCAUGCAAAUUGCUAAGGUAUUUGAUUCCUGACGGUAGUCAUAUCGAUGCUGACUCACCAUAUGCUGAGGUUGAGGUUAUGAAGAUGUGUAUGCCUCUACUUUCACCUGCUUCCGGAGUUAUCCAGUUUAAAAUGUCUGAAGGUCAAGCAAUGCAGGCUGGUGAACUUAUAGCAAGGCUUGAGCUAGAUGAUCCUUCGGCUGUGAGGAAAGCAGAACCAUUCAAUGGGAGCUUCCCUCUCGUGGGGCCUCCAACAGCAAUUUCUGGUAAAGUUCAUCAGAGAUGUGCAGCAAGUUUAAAUUCAGCUCAAAUGAUUCUUGCUGGUUACGAGCAUAACAUUGAUGAAGUGGUGCAAAACUUGCUCAACUGCCUUGAUAGUCCUGAACUCCCUUUCCUUCAAUGGCAAGAGUGCUUGUCUGUUCUGGCUACCCGUCUUCCAAAAGAUCUUAAAAAUGAGUUGGAGUCAAAGUUUAAGGAGUUUGAGGGAAUUCCUAGCACCCAGAAUGUUGACUUCCCUGCCAAACUAUUGCGGGGAAUUCUUGAAGCCCAUCUAUCUUCGUGUUCGGAAAAAGAAAAAGGAGCACAAGAAAGGCUUAUUGAACCUUUGAUGAGCCUUGUGAAGUCUUAUGAGGGUGGAAGAGAAAGUCAUGCCCGUAUUAUUGUUCAGUCCCUUUUCGAAGAGUAUUUGUCAGUUGAAGAAUUAUUCAGCGACCACAUUCAGGCUGAUGUAAUUGAACGACUUCGACUUCAAUACAAAAAAGAUCUCUUGAAGGUUGUAGACAUUGUGCUUUCUCAUCAGGGUGUCAAAAGUAAAAAUAAGCUGAUACUACAACUCAUGGAACAACUGGUUUAUCCUAAUCCUGCUGCCUAUAGGGAUAAACUAAUUAGGUUCUCUACACUUAACCAUACAAAUUACUCCGAGUUGGCACUAAGGGCAAGUCAACUACUGGAGCAAACAAAACUCAGUGAACUACGUUCUAAUAUUGCCAGAAGCCUUUCUGAAUUGGAGAUGUUUACUGAGGAUGGUGAGAAUAUGGAUACUCCCAAGAGGAAAAGUGCCAUUAAUGAAAGAAUGGAGGUUCUUGUUAGUGCCCCUUUGGCAGUUGAAGAUGCUCUUGUAGGUCUUUUUGUUCAUAGUGAUCACACCCUUCAAAGGCGGGUUGUGGAGACUUAUGUCCGUCGAUUAUAUCAGCCCUAUCUUGUAAAAGGGAGUGUCAGGAUGCAGUGGCACAGAUCUGGACUUAUUGCUUCAUGGGAGUUUCUGGAAGAGCAUAAUGAAACUAGACAUGAGAAUGAAGAUGAAAUGUCUGAUAAAUCAUUGGUUGAAAAACACAGUGAGAGAAAAUGGGGAGUCAUGGUUAUUAUCAAAUCUCUCCAAUUUUUGCCAGCAAUUAUUAGUGCUGCAUUAAGGGAAGCAACUCAUAACCUCCAUGAUGCAAUUCCAAAUGGAUCUUCAGAAUCAGAUAGCUAUGGCAAUAUGAUGCAUAUCGCAUUGGUUGGUAUCAACAAUCAGAUGAGUUUACUUCAGGAUAGUGGUGAUGAGGAUCAGGCCCAAGAGAGAAUUAACAAGUUGGCGAAAAUACUUAAAGAGCAAGGAGUAGUGUCCAGUCUACGCAGUGCAGGGGUUGGGGUAAUUAGUUGCAUCAUACAGAGGGAUGAAGGGCGUGCCCCUAUGAGGCACUCCUUCCACUGGUCAUCAGAGAAGCACUAUUAUGAGGAAGAACCUCUAUUGCGUCAUCUGGAACCUCCUCUAUCCAUAUACCUUGAAUUGGACAAGCUUAAGGGCUAUGAGAACAUCCGGUAUACACCAUCCAGGGACCGGCAAUGGCACUUGUAUACUGUUGUAGACAAGCCACUACCGAUCCAAAGGAUGUUUCUCAGAACACUUGUCAGGCAGCCGACUACAACGGAUGGGUUUACAGCACAUCAGGGGCUUGAAACACAAUGGAAUAUUCCAUUUACUUCAAGGAGCAUUUUGCGGUCCUUAAUGACUGCAAUGGAGGAGUUGGAACUUAAUUCACACAAUGCUACUGUCAAGGCUGACCAUGCUCAUAUGUACCUUUAUAUCUUACAUGAGCAACAAAUAGGCGAUCUUGUACCUUAUAACAAGAGAGUUGAUGUAGAUGCUGAAGUAGAAGAAACUGCAGUUGAGGCAAUUUUAGAAGAAAUGGCACGUGAAAUUCAUGCAUCUGUCGGUGUAAGAAUGCACAGGUUAGGUGUCUGUGAGUGGGAAGUGAAGCUUUGGAUGGAAUCUUCUGGACAGGUGAAUGGUGCUUGGAGGGUUGUUGUAACAAAUGUGACCGGUCACACCUGCACCGUACAUGUAUAUAGAGAAUUAGAGGAUACCAAUCAACAUAAAGUGGUCUACCAUUCAAUCUCUGUACGGGGUCCUCUUCAUGGUAUAGCAGUGAAUGCACAGUAUCAGCCUCUGGGAGUUCUUGAUCGGAAACGUCUGGUUGCCCGGAAAAACAAUACCACUUACUGCUAUGAUUUUCCACUGGCCUUUGAGACAGCGCUGGAACAGUCAUGGGCAUCCCAGUCACCUGCUCUUAAGAAACCCAAGGAUAAAGCUAUUCUCAAAGUAACAGAGCUCAAAUUUGCUGAUCAGAAAGGCUCCUGGGGUACUCCUCUUGUUCCAGUAGAGCGUGCACCUGGGCUCAAUGAUGUUGGUAUGGUGGCCUGGUUUUUAGAGAUGUCAACUCCCGAGUUCAAUUCUGGAAGGACAAUAUUGAUCGUUGCAAAUGAUGUGACUUUUAGAGCAGGGUCCUUUGGCCCAAGGGAGGAUGCAUUCUUCCUUGCAGUUAGUGAACUUGCCUGUGCUAAGAAAUUGCCUUUAAUUUAUUUGGCAGCAAACUCUGGUGCCCGUAUCGGCGUAGCUGAAGAAGUCAAAUCCUGCUUUAAAGUUGGAUGGUCUGAUGAAUCAAGCCCUGAGCGUGGUUUUCAGUAUGUAUACUUAACCCCUGAGGAUUAUGCUCAGAUUGGAUCAUCUGUGAUAGCACAUGAAUUAAAGCUCACAAGUGGAGAAACCAGAUGGGUCAUAGAUACUAUUGUUGGGAAAGAGGAUGGCUUGGGGGUUGAAAAUUUGACUGGAAGUGGGGCAAUUGCUGGCGCAUAUUCAAGGGCAUACAAGGAAACCUUUACCUUGACUUAUGUAACUGGUAGAACUGUUGGAAUAGGAGCUUAUCUUGCUCGGCUAGGGAUGCGGUGCAUACAGAGGCUUGAUCAGCCCAUAAUUUUAACUGGUUUCUCUGCUUUGAACAAACUCCUUGGCCGAGAGGUGUACAGCUCACACAUGCAAUUAGGUGGACCUAAAAUUAUGGCGACAAAUGGGGUCGUCCAUCUCACUGUUUCAGAUGAUCUUGAGGGGAUAUCUGCAAUUCUGAAGUGGCUAAGCUAUGUUCCUCAAUAUGUAGGUGGUCCACUCCCCAUUUCACAUCCUUUGGAUCCUCCAGAAAGGCCUGUUGAGUACUUCCCUGAAAAUUCAUGCGAUCCUCGUGCAGCUAUUUCUGGUGCUCCUGAUGGUAAUGGGAAGUGGAUGGGAGGUAUUUUUGAUAAGGAUAGCUUUGUUGAAACGCUAGAAGGCUGGGCAAGGACUGUUGUUACAGGAAGAGCGAAGCUUGGAGGAAUUCCUGUCGGAAUUGUUGCUGUUGAGACACAGACAGUGAUGCAAGUUAUACCUGCUGAUCCUGGACAGCUUGAUUCCCAUGAAAGAGUUGUUCCCCAGGCUGGGCAAGUAUGGUUUCCUGAUUCUGCAACAAAGACAGCCCAAGCAUUAAUGGACUUCGAUAGAGAAGAGCUCCCACUUUUCAUUCUCGCCAACUGGAGAGGGUUUUCGGGUGGGCAGAGGGAUCUUUUUGAAGGGAUCCUUCAGGCUGGAUCAACAAUUGUGGAGAACCUCAGAACCUACAAACAGCCCGUCUUUGUGUACAUCCCCAUGAUGGGUGAGCUCCGAGGUGGGGCAUGGGUUGUCGUGGACAGUCGGAUUAAUUCAGAUCAUAUUGAAAUGUAUGCUGAUCACACAGCUAAAGGUAAUGUCCUUGAGCCAGAAGGUAUGAUUGAGAUCAAAUUUAGGACAAAGGAGUUGCUGGAGUGCAUGGGCAGGCUUGAUCAACAGCUGAUCAAUCUGAAGGAAAAACUUCGGGAAGCCAAGAGUGGUGGAACGCAUGGGUUGGUUGAAUCCCUACAACAGCAGAUAAAAGCCCGUGAAAAGCAGCUUUUGCCUGUGUAUACCCAGAUAGCAACUAAAUUUGCAGAACUGCAGGAUACUUCCCUGAGGAUGGCUGCAAAAGGGGUAAUCAGAGAAGUUCUGGCCUGGGGCAAUUGCAGGUCUUUCUUCUAUAGGAGAUUACGUAGGAGAAUUUCCGAGGAGUCACUUAUCAAGACUGUGAUUGAUGCCGCCGGUGAACAGCUGUCCCAUAAAUCUGCAAAGGACUUGAUUGUUAAAUGGUUUUUGGAUUCUGACAUUUCAAGAGGCAGAGAAGAUGCUUGGUUGGACGAUGAAACUUUCUUUAAAUGGAAGGCUGAUUCAGGAAAAUAUGAGAGUAAACUAAAAGAACUGCGGGUCCAGAAGGUAUUGCUUCAACUAACAAAUAUUGGUGACUCAGCUACAGAUUUGCAAGCUCUACCUCAAGGUCUUGCUGCCCUUCUAAGCAACGUGGAGCCAUCAAGCCGUGCGCAAUUGGUUGAUGAACUCCGCAAGGUGCUCAGUUAAAUUUGGAUAGUUGGAUGUUCACAUGCAGUUAUGGUCCCCAUAACUUGCCUUGUGCUUAGUGCUGGUUGAAUAACGGUGAGGUUUUGGAUAACCCAUUGCUUGUUGUUCAUCUGCCUCUUCCACAUUUUACAACGAAAUCGCUUCUUUUAAAUUGUUGGAGGGUAUUUUUGCACCAGUUCCCGUCUUUCCUUUGAAGUGUAAAUUAUGCUAAGAGUGAAAAAGUAUAAGGAAAUAGAUUUCCAGUGCCCGGAGGCAAAAAAAACCAGCACUAGCAAGCUCCUAGUCGUAAGUUUCAUGUAAGGAGGAUUCGGUGAUUCGAUUCUAAAUAAAAGGUCUUGAAAUAUAUAUAUUUUUUGUAUUUAAAUGUAAUAUGUAUUGUUUAUUCAACUACUGAAUGUGAAUUCAUACUGACUAUUACUUUGUGCGUUGCUUAA
This is a messenger RNA of Ziziphus jujuba (common jujube), 7730 nucleotides long. Its product is annotated as acetyl-CoA carboxylase 1. The transcript is spliced from 32 exons. Gene Ontology annotation, biological process: fatty acid biosynthetic process. NCBI's taxonomy places the organism in Eukaryota, Viridiplantae, Streptophyta, Magnoliopsida, Rosales, Rhamnaceae. Gene Ontology annotation, molecular function: ATP binding; acetyl-CoA carboxylase activity; metal ion binding. The record is from RefSeq and is a predicted model, not a curated record. Bases 505 to 7296 code for a protein of 2263 amino acids.